Molecule: messenger RNA, 2075 nt
Organism: Apis florea (little honeybee)
Lineage: Eukaryota; Metazoa; Arthropoda; Insecta; Hymenoptera; Apidae
Source: RefSeq, a predicted model, not a curated record
AAUCAGUAGUUUCACUAUUGCAUAUAUUUGAUCUAUGGUACAGGUGAUUCUCGUUUCACUUAAUUUAUUUACUCUACUUAAUUUAACCGGUGAUUACGCUCGAAAGAGCAAUUGAUAGUUAUGGAUUCUGCAUGUCAAAAUUCAGACUUUAGUAAUAAAUAUUUGCUUAGUCAAUUAAAUAUAGCUAGAAAAGUUAAUAAUCUAAGACAACAAAUAAAAAGUCUUCGAUACAUUCAUGAAAAAGAUGUUGAUGAUAUAAAACGUCUUUUGGAAUCAUACAAAAAUGGAUCAUCUAUAUCUGAAACAAAAGUUAUAGGUCCAAAUGAUGUGAAACCUAGCACUAGUACAGAUAAUGAUGCUAUAAAAUUAAAACCAAUUGGAGUGAUAUCUACUUGUUUUCCUAGUAAACGUGCUACACCCAGACAAACAGGAGUCUGUGGAAAAGUACCAGGAAAACUGUUAUUAUAUAAUUCAAUAUUUACUAAUCCUGAUCAUGCACUUGAAGGAUUACAAGAUUUUUCACACUUGUGGGUCCUCUUCUACUUUCACAGAAAUGAUUCCACACAUAUUCGUGCCAAAGUUGCACCACCAAGAUUGAAUGGUACAAAAACAGGUGUAUUUUCUACACGUUCUCCACAUCGCCCAUGUCCAAUUGGCUUAAGUUUAGUAAAAAUUACAAGUAUAGAAAAUCAUACAAUAUAUUUUGAAGGUGUAGACAUGGUUGAUCAAUCACCUGUAUUAGAUAUAAAACCCUAUAUACCACAAUAUGACAGUCCAUCAUUUUUUGAGAAAUCAAGAAAUAGAUCACAAGAAUCUAAUAUAAAUGAUGCAUUUGAUUGCAUAGAAGAAACUGCCAGAAAUCAAAUAUGUGGUACAACUAGUAUUAGUCUUGGAGAUGAUACAAGAAAUUUAUUUUCAGAAUCUUGUUAUAAAAAAACUACUCAUAAAACAAGUCAAGAAACAGAUAUUUCUAGAGAUGAAGAAAUUGCUUUAAGAUUACAAGCUGAAGAGUUUCAAAGAAAUUCUAAUUUUGAAAAUUAUACCAAUAUAAGACAUUUUUCUGAAUUAAAUGAUAUCACUUUGCACAAUAGUAGUACAUUACGACAUAACAUAGAUGUAACUGCUAUACAUAGAACUCCUCAUACAUUUUCCGAUACUUUAUCUGAUACCAGAUCAAGUUUGAAUAUAAUUAGACACAACAUACUUCCAUCUAAUGUUGAACAAUCAGAAAGUUUACUAGAUAUAAAUAAUGGAUUACAAAAUAUUAAUGUAAAUGAUCGUACUAAUAUUGAAUCAGUGUACGAAUCGAGAAAUGUAGAAUCUAAUUACACAGAAACGCAUGCUCCUCGAUCUAGACUUUUAGAUGGAGCUGAUGGACCAAAUACCAUUUGUGGUACAGAUAUAGAUUUAAUUCAUAGACGAUCAUUAAGUUCAAGAAUCGAUAAUUCUCCCAUAAGAAUGGGCGUACGAGAAGCUCCUGAUGGAGAAGAAGGAUUAGAAUCACAAAUUCUCACUCCGCAACAUUUACCGAAUCAAGUAAUAAGAACUACAUCAAAUAAUAGUUUUCCAGACACUGGAGAUGCACAUUUAGUAUUUUCUUCUGAAUUGAGAAAUGCUGAAGAUAGAGAAUCAAGAGCUAAUUCUUCUUCAGAAGUAAGAAUUCCAGAAUGGAUAUCAAGACCUAGAACACCUCUAUGUGUGGUAUUUAACGAUCGUGCUUUAAUUCAAUUAAAUGAAAUCUUAGGAACUAAAAUUAACGACCAAAAAAUUGCAAUUGAAAAUGUAUUGCGCGAAGAUCCUAGAUCUGUAUAUUUAAGACAACGAUGGGGUAGUCAAUUUUAUACUUUCUUAAUUCACGAUUUACAUAUCACUUGUAGAUUCGACGACAAUCACGGCAUAGUAACAGUUUUCCAAGUCAAACACGCUGGUCGUAUUUGCGAAUGUGGAGAACCUGAAUGGCAAUGUUUGGGUCAUUCACCACCCUCAUCUUAAAAAACGUUCUCAUGUAUGUGUAUAUAUAUAUAUAUAUAUAUCUGCAUAUAUAUAAUAUUAUAUAUGCAUAAUAUUAAUUUGCU